Messenger RNA from Teleopsis dalmanni, 1047 nucleotides. RefSeq lists its product as uncharacterized. The record is from RefSeq and is a predicted model, not a curated record. NCBI's taxonomy places the organism in Eukaryota, Metazoa, Arthropoda, Insecta, Diptera, Diopsidae. The transcript has a single exon. Bases 1 to 1047 code for a protein of 348 amino acids.
AUGGAAGUACAACCAGAAUCUGCUAAAAGUGCAACUGGAAACUCACCAUUGUACGCAAAAUUUACAUGUGAUGUGCAGUUAAAAGACACAAUUAGAACACUUACGUGCUUCGUUACAACGAUCGAUUUGAACGUAUUCGGAUUAGACUGGUUAACUGCUUUUCAACUUAGCGAUAUGACGCUUAAUGCUAUUUGCAGCCAAAUUUCAACAACAAAACAGGCAAGUAAUGUUUCAAUAAAGUCGUCAAAUUGCAAAUUUCUUCCGGAAAAAUUAUUUCCAGAACUUUUCGAGAAUGCUAUGGGUCUUUGUAAUAAAACUAAGGCACAUUUAAGUAUCAAACCAAACUCUCAACCUGUUUUUCGACCUAAGCGCCCGGUAGCAUACGCAGUUCAACAUUUGGUUGAAGAAGAAAUUAAGCGACUUCAAGAUCUCGACAUUAUCGCACCCAUCAAUUACUCUGACUGGGCCGCACGAAUCGUAGUUAUCAAAAAGCCAAAUGGUAGCAUUCGUAUUUGCGCUGAUUUCUCAACUGGUCUUAACGACGCGCUUGAAUCCUACAAGUAUCCACUACCGCUUCCAGAGGAUAUUUUUGCAAAAAUUAGCAAUGCAACAGUAUUUAGUCAUAUAGACCUUUCGGACGCUUUUCUCCAAAUCGAAGUUGAUAGCAAAUCGCAAGAACUUCUCACAAUAAACACGCAUCUAGGUUUAUUCAAAUACAAGCGUAUGGUUUUUGGCGUUAAAACUUUUCCGGCAAUUUUCCAACAAAUUAUGGAUAAAAUGCUUGCGGGCUUAGAUUGCGCAGCUGCUUACAUUGACGAUAUCUUUGUCUCAGGUAGAAACCAACAAGAGCAUGACAACAACUUACAUGAAGUUCUACAACGUAUUUAUCAAUACUCAAGAUCGCAAAAUGCAAUUUUUCAGUUCCUGAAAUUGCUUACUUGGGAUAUAUUGUCAGUAAAGACGGCAUUCGCCCAGAUCCAUGAAACAUUGAAGCAAUCAAGACAAUGCCUGCGCCAACCAAUCAAUCCGAACUUAGAUCAUUCUUAG